Messenger RNA from Musca vetustissima, 2814 nucleotides. Its product is annotated as thyrotropin-releasing hormone-degrading ectoenzyme-like. Gene Ontology annotation, biological process: proteolysis; peptide catabolic process. NCBI's taxonomy places the organism in Eukaryota, Metazoa, Arthropoda, Insecta, Diptera, Muscidae. The coding region runs from base 1 to 2814 and encodes 937 amino acids. Gene Ontology annotation, cellular component: cytoplasm. Gene Ontology annotation, molecular function: metalloaminopeptidase activity; zinc ion binding; peptide binding. The transcript has 2 exons. The record is from RefSeq and is a predicted model, not a curated record.
AUGAGGUCAAACAAAUUCAUCGUUCAUCAAGUCUUCUGGGGACUAAUAUUUCUGUUUAUAUUGCCAACGAGCGAAUCGAGCUAUUCACAUUACCGCUUACCCAGCGCCGUAAAACCGGAUCAUUAUCACCUUAAACUUAUAACAUAUUUGGAGGAGAGUAACAAUUUUACAUUCAGUGGCAAAGUUUCAAUAGAAUUUGAAGUUCUCGAGGAAACUUCGAAUAUAACAUUGCACGUUCGUAAUUUAACAGUGGAUAAAGAGCAAAUCGCGCUUCAUAACAUACCCGGCGAUGUUGAUGUAAAUAACUUUAAUUUUUGUCUGCAAAAUAUUGAGACAAUACCGGAACAUGACUACUAUAUAAUACAACUGUGUGAGCCAUUAUCCUCUGGACAGCGUUACAAUUUGACUUUGUCGUUUGAGGGAAUAUUAAAUGAUGAUCUUACGGGUUAUUAUCGCAGUUCCUAUGUGAAUGAAAUGAAUGAAACCCAGUUGUUGUCGGUGACACAAUUUGAACCGACUUAUGCCCGUAAGGCAUUUCCCUGUUUCGAUGAACCAAAUUAUAAGGCCACUUUUACCAUAUGGUUGGGUCAUAACAAGUCCCUCAAGGCUUUAAGUAAUAUGCCACUACAGCAACAAAUUCCCCUGGAUGACGUUGACGACUUUGUGUGGAGCAUAUUUGAAGAGUCUGUCAGCAUGUCCACAUAUUUAGUGGCAUAUAGCAUCAAUGAUUUUGUGUGUAAAGAAACAAAACGAGAUGAUUCCGAAGUGGUAUUCCGUACCUGGUGUCGGCCAGAAUACUAUGAACGUUGCCGUUAUGCUGCCGAAAUUGCUCCUGAUAUUCUCAAGUACUAUGAGGAAUUAUUUGGCAUCGCAUUUCCCUUUACAAAAGUCGAUCAAAUUGCAGUGCCUCAAUUUUCACAAAAUGCUAUGGAAAAUUGGGGACUCAUUACCUACUACGAAGAUAUUUUCCUAACGAAGGAAAAUUUAAGUGACACCACCACCUUCGAAGAAAAACAAAAUAUAGCCACGGUCAUAGCUCACGAAUUGGCUCAUCAAUGGUUUGGCAACUUGGUCACCAUGGAAUGGUGGACCGAUAUUUGGCUCAGUGAAGGUUUUUCCACAUACAUAUCCACAUUGGGAGUGGCCAGUCUAUAUCCCGAGCUACCUUGGCAGGCAUUUGAUACCUAUGAUAAUUUCAAGGAAUUCUUUGUGGCCGAUGCUAAGACGGACAGUCAUGCCAUAUCGAACGACAAAUGUAACUCAAGUGAUAUCAUGAAAAGUUUUGAUGCUAUAGCGUACAGAAAGGGAGCAGCUGUGCUGCGGAUGACUCACAUGUCUAUGGGUCCGGAUUGGUUCUUUGAUGGCAUAUGUGGUUAUUUGAAUAAACAUAGAUAUUCCACUGCUACCCAAGAUGACUUGUGGCAGGCAUUUACGGAUGCUUUCCUUAAAACCACAAAUGAUCUCAAACCUCCAACCAGCAUAAAAACAAUUAUGGAUUCUUGGACCCUACAGGCUGGUUAUCCUUUAGUUGAAAUCGAACGAAAUUAUGAAGCGGGUACAAUGGAAAUUUCCCAACAACGAUUUUUGUCACAGGCUUCAAAUAAGACCAGCCCGGAAGGAGAAUGUUGGUGGACACCUCUAAGCUAUACAACAGCUGCGGAAUUAGAUUUUAAUUCUACCAUAGCCAAGGUAUGGCUAGAAUGUGAUUCGAAUUCGGGUAACAGUUUAAAUCUAACAUUGGAGAAUAUUGCGGCGCCUAAUGAUUGGAUUUUAUUUAAUAUCCAAAUGGUUGGUGUCUAUCGGGUUUCAUAUGACCCCACAAAUUUGCGACUGUUGGCAGCCACUCUGAACAGUGAAAACUUUAAGGACAUUCACGUUAUGAACCGCAUGCAAAUUGUGGAGGAUAUCAAAGUACUAGCCUGGGAAGGUCAUCAAAGUUAUGACAUCUACUUUGAAAUUUUUGAAUAUCUACACAGGGAGGAUGAAAAUUGGCCAUGGGAAUCGGCAAUUGCCGGUCUAAGAGAUCUUUCCAAUAUUUUUGCACCAUUCCCAUUGAUGACUAAAUAUUUACACACAUUUAUGCGUUAUAUCAUAGAACCCUACUAUCACCGUCUUGGUGGCUUAAAUGGCACCCGCGAAACGUCCGAUAUUCAUAGUCAAAUUAUUAUGGUUGCCUGUUUCCUCGAACUCCCAGAUUGUGUUCACGCGGCACAGGAAUACUUUGAACAAUGGAAAACUUCACUCAACACACCCUCCAACUUGAAGCAAAUACCCAGCGAACUAAAAACCAUUGUUUACUGUAACGCUGUGCGAUUUGGUCCACCGGAUAAUUGGGAUUUCCUAUGGCAACAUUAUCUAGAGUCACGAGACCAUGAAAUUCUUUUGGGUUUGGGUUGUUCUCGAAACGAAACUGUUCUAAGAAAUUUUGUUCAACUCUAUCAAGCUAACAGUAACGAAUCCAAUAUCGAUGUAUUCUUUUAUAUAUACAGAAGUGUUACCGGGGUGGAGAUUAUACGCGACUAUUUCAAAGAGACAAUUAAUAAUUGGACGUCUAUAGACGUGGAUGUGGAGACACUGUUGUUGUUAAGUUUUCAUCUAGUUCGUCCUAAUGAUUUGAAUGCCUUCGAAGAACUUAUAAAUAUAAAUCCGGACUAUUUUAAAGAUUAUGAAGAAAUUGUAGAAUAUACUCGGAGUACCAUCGCAUUCAGAUUACAAUGGAUCGAACGUAAUUUGGAAGAUAUUAAAUUCUAUUUAUAUAAUCGUCUAACACAAAUGGGACUUCUUGAAAAUAAUACCAUAGAAGACAAUAGUUGA